CAUCCCACCUCGAUGAGUGUCUCCUCUGAAUUAGUAUGAAGUGCGUUUGAAGUGCUACACAAGCCGUAUCUUGCAGAGUCGUACAUUUGCGACUUUGAAGUCAGUUACAUCGAGUCAAGUCCAUCAUCGAAAUGGCUGCUGUUCUCGGAAAGGCGCUCUCUCUUCCCUUUUCUCCCGUCAUCUCCGGCGCGCUCCUCGUCCUCCUCACAAAUGGCCCGGACACUUUGCGCGAGCCGCUCCAGCGUCUGAUGGCGUCUGAUGGCGCGACAAAAAAGGGGAUCCAGGUGUUGAAAUACCUCUUUGGCAUCGGGAUCGCGCUGAACGUGAACAACGCCUUGAGCUCCUGGGCGCUCGCAAAUUGGCAGAAUCCAUUCCGGGCGAGGAAGGACAAGUGGACUGGACAUGAGCUUGCCGUCGUCACUGGUGGCUCGAAUGGAAUUGGGUCUUUCAUUUCUAAAGGGCUGGCACGGAGCGGGCACCUGGUCGCAAUUAUUGACCUUGUUGAGCCUAAUGCGGAGUUGAGGGCCGUUGCGAAUAUCCAUUUCUUCAAAUGCGAUAUUACAGACCCAGAGCAAGUGAAGCAGACAGCCGAUGCCAUCAUUUCGCAGCUUGGGAAGCCCUCCAUCCUCUGCAAUAACGCAGGUAUCGGUCAUGCGCAUACGAUCCUCGAGACGACCCCGCAGUAUCUACGCAAGUUAUUUGAGGUGAACCUAUUCAGCCAUUUCUACCUCCUGCAGUCCUUCCUUCCGCACAUGAUUGAAGCACGAAAGGGCCAUAUCAUCACGACGUGCAGCAUGUCAAGUUACCUCUCGCCGGUGGGCUUGGUGGACUACGCAGCCAGCAAGGCGGCAGUCAUGGCGUUCGAUGAGGGCCUGCGUCAGGAGAUCAAGCACCGGUAUGGAGCACCGGAGAUUAUGACCUCUUGUAUCCAUCCAACCUACGUGAAGACUGCACUGGUCAAUAGUUGGGAGAAGGAGUUGGAGAAGACGAAAGCGCUGGUCCUCACGCCAGAGCCGGUUGGGAACACGAUUGUCAAACAUAUCCUGCAGAGGAAGGGUGGACGCGUCUUUCUUCCAGAGUGGCUGGGCGUUGGUGCAGGACUGCGAAUUUUCCCAUUGUGGCUUUCAGAUCUGGUGCGCGAUUGCCGCAAGUCCGAUAUGCUUCCAGACUUGAAAUGAUCGCGAUCGCAACUUCAAACCUCGGACUGAGUUGAUUGCACGCAGCCUUUUCUUCUUAUCCACUUCGAGCCGGCAGAGAACCCCUUCGUUUAGGGAUCACCACUUAUUUAAUGCGCAAUUUGAUUCCUUUCGGGGGUCCUUCUUAAUACUAAAUCCCCGAAAGCUGCUUGAUCGGCGAAACGAAGGAUUGCUUUA
Messenger RNA from Eremomyces bilateralis CBS 781.70, 1373 nucleotides. RefSeq names its product estradiol 17-beta-dehydrogenase. NCBI's taxonomy places the organism in Eukaryota, Fungi, Ascomycota, Dothideomycetes, Eremomycetales, Eremomycetaceae. The transcript has 2 exons. The coding region runs from base 132 to 1178 and encodes 348 amino acids. The record is from RefSeq and is a predicted model, not a curated record. Gene Ontology annotation, molecular function: oxidoreductase activity, acting on the CH-OH group of donors, NAD or NADP as acceptor.